Bombina bombina (fire-bellied toad) is the source of this 3580-nucleotide messenger RNA. RefSeq names its product klotho (gene KL). Gene Ontology annotation, molecular function: hydrolase activity, hydrolyzing O-glycosyl compounds. The transcript is spliced from 5 exons. The record is from RefSeq and is a predicted model, not a curated record. Lineage: Eukaryota; Metazoa; Chordata; Amphibia; Anura; Bombinatoridae. Gene Ontology annotation, biological process: carbohydrate metabolic process. Bases 114 to 3068 code for a protein of 984 amino acids.
GAGCUCAGAUACAAAAGGAUAAACUGAGCUUCCAGAGAGAGAAAAGCUGCAGAAGGGAUUAACUGGGCAGCCCCACCUGCUUCUUGCAUGCACAUUGCUGGGUGAGCUUUGCUAUGAGUGCCAGGUCACUUCUUUUGUUUAUGGCACUGAGCAUUGGGGUCAAGGCUCUAUAUGGGAAUGGAGAUGAUCUAUGGGAAAGGUUUUCACGUCUUCCCUAUCCAGAGGAUAAUUUGUUUCUCUAUGACACUUUCCCCCAGGACUUUAUGUGGUCUGUGGGGACAGCAGCUUACCAGGUGGAGGGAGGCUGGCAGCAAGAUGGCAAAGCACCUUCCAUCUGGGAUACCUUCUCCCAUAAAGAUAAGCAUGGACGGGCCACUGGAGAUGUAGCAAGCAACAGUUACAACAACCUUUUCCUGGAUACAGAAGCUCUUGAAACUUUAGGAGUCACAAAUUACAGAUUUUCUCUUUCUUGGUCGAGAUUGUUCCCAAAUGGCACAGAAUCAGGUCCCAACGAGGCAGGACUUGCCUAUUAUAGAAGGCUUCUUGACAGGUUGAAGGAACUCAGUAUAGAACCUAUAGUAACGCUGUAUCACUGGGAUCUUCCACAAAGGCUUCAAGAUAAAUAUAAAGGGUGGCUCAAUGAAUCUAUGGUGGAUAUUUUCAAAAAUUACGCAGAGUACUGUUUUAGACUUUUUGGAGAUGAUGUGAAGUAUUGGAUAACUAUAGACAAUCCUUAUCUGGUGGCUUGGCAUGGCUAUGCCACUGGCUGCCUGCCCCCUGGCAUCAGAGGUGAGAAGCUAUUUGGAUAUAUGUCUGGGCACAAUCUCAUAAAGGCACACGCUGCAGUUUGGCAUCUCUAUAAUGACCAGUUUCGCUCAGCGCAGGGAGGACAAGUUUCCAUAGCUCUUGCUUCACACUGGAUAGAACCCGUUACCAUGACAGAUCGUGAUAUACAACAAUGUCACAAGUCUUUGGAUUUCGUAUUGGGCUGGUUUGCAAAACCAAUUUUUAUAGAUGGGGAUUACCCUCAGUCUAUGAAGAGCAAUCUUUCCUUUAUUUUACCUGAUUUUACAGAACAAGAAAAAAGAUAUAUUAAAGGGACAGCUGACUUUUUUGCUCUCUCUUUUGGACCCAACCUUAGUUUUCAAAUGUUGGACCCAGAUAUGAAAUUUCGACAAAAUGAAUCUCUUGACCUUCGGAAAAUCCUUUAUUGGAUAAACAUGGAAUAUAAUAAACCAAAGAUAUUUAUAGUUGAGAACAGCUGGUUUGUCUCCGGCAAUACAGAGAUGGAGGAUGCAAAAUAUAUGUUUUACCUAAAGAAGUUUGUCAUGGAAACUUUAAAAGCAAUUAAAAAAGAUCAUGUUAAUGUUAUUGGAUACACUGCCUGGUCCCUUGUAGAUGGCUUUGAGUGGCUUCGAGAAUACCGCAUAAGACGAGGUUUGUUUUAUGUUAAUUUUAUGAACCCGAACAGAAAAAGGAUGCCUAAAUCUUCAGCAUUCUUUUAUCAACAACUUAUAAAAAAGAAUGGAUUUCCACCACUGCCGGAAAAUCAACCACUGCAAGGAACAUUUCCUUGUAACUUUGCUUGGGGAAUCUCUGCAUUCUCAGUACAGAUUGACACCACACCUUCGCAGUUUAAUGAUCCUAGUGUGUAUGUAUGGGACAUGAAUAAAACAAAAGGGCUUACAAAAGUGAAUGGAAUUAAAGUGCCAAAAAGGAAAACGCAUUGUGUUGAUUUUGCGAUAAUAAGACAUCAGAUAUCUGUUUUGAGGGAGACACAAAUCUCCCACUUUUAUUUCUCUUUAAGAUGGUCUUUAAUCCUUCCUCAGGGUAACCUGACUCAAGUCAAUACCAAAAUUUUACAUUAUUACCAGUGCUUUGUAAGUGAACUUUCAAGGGUCAAUAUUACACCCGUUGUUGCUCUGUGGCAACCUAGUUCUCUCCAUCAAGGGUUGCCCUUGAAGUUAGCGAAAAAUGGUGGGUGGGAGAACUAUGCUACAGUUCUUGCCUUUGUUGAAUAUUCAAAACUCUGUUUUAAAGAACUUGGAAAUUAUGUUGGAAUGUGGAUAACAAUGAAUGAACCCUAUGUCCGAAAUCUCACCCAGAAUGCAGGUCAUAACCUGCUUAAGGCUCAUGCGCUAACCUGGCAUACGUAUGAUAAAGAAUUUAGAAGAUCCCAAAGAGGCAAAAUAUCUAUAGCUCUCCAAGCUGAUUGGGUGGAACCAGCAACACCUUUUUCACAAAAUGACAAAGAAACUAGCAAGAGGACUUUAGAAUUUGAUAUUGGUCGGCUUGCUGAUCCAAUAUUUCUCAGUGGCGAUUAUCCACAAGUGAUGCGGGAUUGGCUGACACAAAGAAACAGUUUAGAUUUAUUUGAUUUUCAUGUACCUUCAUUCACAGAUGAAGAAAAAAAUAUGAUCCGAGGAACCUUUGAUUUUUUUGCUUUGAGCCACUAUACAACCCAACUGGUGCAAUGGGAAAAAGAAGAUAGUGCUAGAUAUGAUCACUAUCUUGGAGCGCAAUUGAUCACAGACAGUACAUGGAUACAUUCGCAGAAUAGAUUCCCUGUUGUUCCCUGGGGACUCAGGAAAGUUUUAAACUGGAUACAAUAUAAGUAUGGGGAUGUCCCAAUUUAUAUUCUAGCAAAUGGCAUUGAUGAGGGCCAGAAUCAAGUGGAAGAUAAGUUAAGAGUAUAUUACAUGGAGAACUACAUCAAUGAAGCUUUAAAAGCAAUUAUAUUGGAUGGAGUGAAUCUACGUGGAUAUUUUGCUUAUGCUUUUAACGACAAGACUGAUCCAAGAUAUGGGCUCUAUGCCUAUGUGGCAAACCAGUAUGAGCCCAAGAUGUCAUUGGAAAGCUUUAGAAGACUCAUAGAUAAUAAUGGCUGGCCACACCCUGAUAUACCUAUCAGCCAGUGCCCUGAAGAACUUCUCAUAUGUUCAGAUUGUCAUUUUUUCCAGACAAGGAAAUAUUUACUCGCUUUUGUGGCCUUUAUAUGUUUUGUUUUUAUUGUCUCAGUUUUUAUGAUCAUGUACUAUUCAAAAAAGGGCAAAAGAAGAUAUAAAUAAUGAAGUAGCGCUUACUAAAAGGUGGAACAGAUAUUUUGCACAAUCAUAUAGAAACAAAAAGGCCUUUACUGACAGAAGGGCUAGUGACACAUUGGUUUUUAAUCCAGCACUGGGCCCUGUUUUGCACUGUUUGAUACUGUGAACCAUUGUAUAGAAGAGUACUCUUGUUGUGAUGCAAUAGUUUGCUUUGUAGAGAUCUAUUUUAUAUCCUAUAUUGUAUUGUUUAGGACUUUUUCUAGAUAAUAAUCGUGCACUGAUACUAAAGAGAUUCACAAUUUAAUGAAUCAAAUGACAAAUACUCAGGACAAAGUAGAACUUGCACACAAAGACAGAUUUAGUUAAUAUUAGGUAAAAUAAGUGAUUGCAGAAUGAAUCAGAUCUAUAAAAUAAAUGUAUAUUCUUAAUAUAUGUAUAUAAAUAGAGUGUUUCUAUUAUAUAGGAGGGAGUGACAACUGGUAAUAAUAUCUCAUAAAAGUAAAAUUGUAUCUUAAAAUAAACACAUAUUUUGUUUU